AUGGCGAACGCCAGUGAGCUCGAAGAGACCAACAGUUCUCUUCAAAAUUACGCCAUCACCGCCUCCGCCGUCAAACUGGCUUCUCUGGGAUUGAUCAUCUGCAUCAGCCUGACCGGGAACCUCCUGCUCUCCUUCCUCAUCUUCAAAGAGCCGAGCCUGCAUCGGGCUCCCUAUUACUUCCUCCUGGACCUGUGCCUGGCCGACAUUGUCCGCUCGCUCCUCUGUUUCCCCUUUGUCAUGAUCUCCAUCAGCAGCGGCUCGGCGUGGACCUACAGCCUGCUCAGCUGCAAGAUCAUCGCCUUUGCCGCCGUCCUCUUCUGCUUCCACGCCGCCUUCAUGAUGUUCUGCAUCAGCAUCACCAGGUACAUGGCCAUCGCCCACCACCGCUUCUACUCCAAGAGAAUGACCGUGUGGACUUGCGUGGCGGUCAUCUGCAUGGUGUGGACCCUCUCGGUGGCCAUGGCCUUUCCACCCGUCUUCGACGUGGGCACCUACAAAUUCAUCCGGGAGGAGGAGCAGUGCAUCUUCGAGCACCGCUACGUGAAGGCGAACGACACCCUGGGCUUCAUGCUGAUGCUGGCGGUCAUCAUCGCUGCCACACACAUGGUCUACGUCAAGCUCAUCUUCUUCGUGUACGACCACCGCAAGAUGAAACCCGCCCAGCUGAUCCCGGCCAUCAGCCAAAACUGGACGUUUCACGGCCCUGGGGCCACGGGCCAAGCAGCCGCCAACUGGAUCGCUGGCUUCGGCAGAGGACCAACUCCCCCCACCCUGGUAGGUAUCAGGCAGACCACCCACAACCAGAACAAGAGACUCCUCGUUUUAGAUGAAUUCAAGAUGGAAAAGAGAAUAGGGAGGAUGUUCUACAUCAUCACCGUCCUCUUUCUGCUGCUCUGGUCCCCUUACAUUGUCGCAUGCUACCUGCGGGUCUUUGUCAAAGCCAGUACCAUUCCACAGGUCUACCUGACCGCUGCAGUGUGGAUGACAUUUGCCCAGGCGGGGGUCAACCCCAUCUUAUGCUUUAUCUUCAACAAAGAGCUGAGGAUUUGCUUCAGAACCCACUUCCCUUGUUUUCAAAGCACACAGACGCCCAGGGAAGCUUACUGCGUUAUUUAA
This is a messenger RNA of Carcharodon carcharias (great white shark), 1116 nucleotides long. RefSeq names its product G protein-coupled receptor 27 (gene gpr27). Gene Ontology annotation, molecular function: G protein-coupled receptor activity. The record is from RefSeq and is a predicted model, not a curated record. The transcript has a single exon. Lineage: Eukaryota; Metazoa; Chordata; Chondrichthyes; Lamniformes; Lamnidae. Gene Ontology annotation, biological process: G protein-coupled receptor signaling pathway. Gene Ontology annotation, cellular component: plasma membrane. The coding region runs from base 1 to 1116 and encodes 371 amino acids.